AUGCGGGGCUCAGGCCCUGGGCCUUCGUCGGGAUGGGAGUGGGAGAACGCCGCAGCUGGAGCAGUCGCCGGGUUCGCCACCGUCGCAGCUCUUCAUCCUCUCGACGUCGUACGCACAAGGUUCCAAGGUCUCUCUCUCUCUCUCUCUCUCUCGUAUGCCCUUUUGAUCGUCCAAUUUUGUGGUUUUUUUGGUCGUGACUGAAUCCUUUUGAACCUUGCAUGUGUUAAUGGGCGCAGUCAAUGACGGCAGGCUCUCCAAUCUCCCGUCUUAUAGGAACACAGGUCACGCUCUCUACACCAUCGCUCGGGCAGAGGUUUGUCCCAUUUUCCGGACCAGCUUCUAGUCUCAGUUUUUUCAAAUGCUGCGUCUGUUGUUGUGAUGUUUAUUGAUGAAAUAUGCUUCAGUGAGGAUAUCAAUAGAAUAUCCUGCGUAUGGUAGAUGAGAGUUCCUAGUUGCGGCUAGAGAUUGUAUCCCUUUUGGGAAGGCUAAAAAUUCGAUAACUACCUGUUCUAUCUGAAUCAUCUGCUAAUCACGUUCUUCAUCAUGUCAAGGAUGCAUGAUCUGAAAAAAAAAGUUUAUUCAAAUAUAUAGAAAGUUACACCUAAAUGAUUAUUGCAAAUUCAUAACGCAUAAGGGACGUUUAUAGCAAUCCAAUCGUAUCUGAUCUCCAUGAUAUGGAAUGCUACAUAACCGAUUUUAUAUUUGUCAAAUUCUUUAAUGAGUGUACAGCAUCCCACACCACUUUCUUCUGUAAAUAAUUUUUUUUUAUAACCUUGUAGAAUUGAGAAGAGUCGAUAUUUUUCGUUAGCAUGUAAUGCCUGGGAGAAAUGGAAAUUGGGCUGGUUUGGUCGUACAUUGGGCUAAGCUAACGACAUUAGGUGUUGAAAUAUGGAUGUUUAUACCUCACUGGUCCACAGUGAUGCCCAUCAACCUGCCUACUUGAGUUGGAGCUCUCAACACAGAGUAGGUUAACGUGUUUUCCACCCUGUGAUGAGACAGACAACUGAUCCUUUGCAAAGACUCAUUGUUGUAGAAACCAUCUCUACAAUGCUUGGAUUACUUAACAAAGGUGCAUGCUCAAAGACAGAGUAACUUAAUUAGUGGGAAACCGUGUGAGCUGUCUGUGCUGAACCACAGUUCAAUUUUUUCUUAAUCUGUUCCAAUGUAGUGUCUUUUGAUUAUGCAUCCAGAAAAAAAGCUUUCUGCUUAUGCUGUUGGUGUAUUUGGCUAAACUGCGUGGAAAUAUGAAAUAGGAAUAGUAUUCAAAUGUAAGGGUCACAGAAAACUCCUUAUUUUUUUAAUUUCUUGUUCAGCACCAUCUGCAUGGUUGCUACACUCGAACUUUCCUUCUAGCCUCCAUAAUUUCAGAUGAAAACACUAUUCAUUUUUGAAUGAGUAAUUUGUUCUCAAAUUUUUUUUAUUUGAUGCUUUUAAAGUGACGUUUAUGUUUUGCUUCCUUAUGGGUUAUCAUUUCAGGGUCUAAGAGGGCUUUAUUCAGGCUUCAGUCCUGCAGUCGUUGGAUCGACUGUCUCUUGGGCUCUAUACUUCUUUUUGUGAGUGCUAUGUCUUUACCAUAGUUAUUUUUUUGUGUUGUACCUUGAAUUGAAUAUUUGCUUUGAGAUUGUGUGGAAUAUAUUCGUGAUGUUAAUGUUUACGACAGAACUUUCAGAGGCAUCCUGUGGCAAGUGUAAUUUAAUUUUCUUAAGGUGAUCCAUUAUGUUUUAGAAAGAAAAGUAGACGUACAUGUAUUGUCUCAGUAAAACCUAUGAUUGUAUUCGGAUGUCCUAAGCGAGCCUCAUUAACCCACUUGUGCUUUGUCUCAUUAAUGGAAUGUUUCCCGCAACCCUCAAAAAAUAGGAUGACGUCUGAAAUUCACGUGAAAUUCUAAACCAAACACAUGAAUGUUCCAUGACUGCUGAUAUUAUCUGCAUCAGUACACAUUUUCUGCUUGCUAUUUUUUGGAUGCAAAGUAAAUAUAUAUGAAAAUAGUGGUAGUUUCUUGUGUCGCGCAUCCAUUACCUGUGCGAGGAAAUAUUUUAAUUUCCCAUCAGCCCAGAUAUUUCCAUCCAAUUUAUGGAUAAUAUCGAUUCUUCAUUGUUUUCACCAGUAAACCUAUGGUUCUAAUAGAAAAACAUGACCUUUUGCUUUAUAAGUGCCAGCAAGCAUGAUAUUUUCUUGGGAAACAUAGAUGGCUGCCUAGUGUUCUUCACUAGGCAUGAUCUAGUAAAGAACAAACUAUCUGAGAUUUUUUCCUCCGUACGUCUUUGGCUACACAUGAUCUAUUCAUCUUUAGCUCUCUAGUAUAUUGCAGGAGAACACGAUAAAGAUGAAUAGAUCAACCAGUUUUAUACUGUGUGAAGAUGGAUUUCAGAUUUUGUAUCAAAUCGGAUGACUGACCUUUCAUACCGCUGAAGAUGGAGACCUCAUCCGUUGGUUUCUAUCCUCGUAACCUGAAACGCUGAACUGUGCUAGGAGUCUAUAACAGCACAAAAAGUGUUCAAUUAAACAUUGCAUGUUUUGAAAGUAUUUGAAACUAUUUUCUUAUUUCCUUUGUCCUGUUGCUGCUUUUAUUUGUGUCAUCAUUUUCCAUUUGAAGAUGAGAUCUGAGGUUUCUUUUGGAAUUUUAAUGGGAAAUUGUUAUCCACACAUGUUUCUGCAUAUUUUCUUGAACUCUUUCAUCCUCUUGCUCAUCCCAAAUUUAUAUUACCUUAUAUGCUUGUUUUAAUUUAGCUUGUUUUUAAUAAGAUCUGCAUGUAAUGCACUUACCUCACAGCGCUUGUUUUCAAUAUGACUAUCAAAUCGGAUUCAUAGCUAUAACAAAAUAAAGCAGCGAUAUUCUAAAGGGAGUAGUGAUCAGCUCAGCCCUGGACAUCAUCUUCUUUCUGCUGCUGAAGCAAGUACUUUGGUGAGUAGCCUAAGUGAGUUUCCUGACAAUGACUUGUCUUCAGGGGCAAUUGAAACAUCUCUAUUAUUAUUGUUUCUUUAUUAUUAUUCAUGCAUAUAUAUGCAUGUGAAAUGAUGAAAUAAGAUAUUUUAACUUAUUUCUAAAAGCAGUGCAUGAUUACCGCAAAUUACAUUUGUAAGUUGUUCCACACAAAUACAAGUUACCACAAAGUGCAUGAUUACUAUCGCUUAUCAUUCCGCUACAGGAGGUUUGAGAGUUUUGUAAGUGGGGGAACAGCUAAUUAUGGGCAUUUAUGCUUGACUAGGUCUGAACAAGGUAAAAUCCUUUUCUAUUUAUGAUCUUGACUUGUCUGAAAAAUUGUCCCCUUUCGCUCUGAAUACAUAAUCCUAAUAAUAAACACAUAUGAACGAGCCCAACCCACCAGAUUGGCAAGAAAUAGAGACCAGUUGUCUCAAUGCAACACUUAAAAUCAUCAUGUUUAAACAAACUUUUCAUUAGUUUGACCACAUAUACGUUUAUUUUUCUUACCUCUAGAUACAAUCACCCUUGAAAUUGGAGCAAAUCUUAGCUAUUCUAGUUCCACUCGAUGAAUUAUGAUUGAUGUAUUCAUGGAUAAAAAAAAUCACCCAUGGGAAGUAUCCAAAGCUCAGCUGAAGGGAAGUUUCCAAAAGAAGUGUUUAGCAGGGUGUGCUCGUGUUGAGUUUCAGGUUGGAAAACAAAGAAAUCAGAGAAAAGAUGGAAAGUUCCAGGCUCGCAAAAUCCUUGGUGUCUGGAUUAUAGCCACUUUUGAUAUCAUAUACUCUCUCUCUCUCUCUCUCUCUCUCUCUCUCUCUCUCUCUCUCUCUCUCUCUUCCUCCCUCUCUCGCUUAUGUUUAUCUUGACUGCACGGGGAGACAUGGAUGCCUUCAAGAGGAGUUUUGUUUCACAGGAAAAAAUGAGAUUCCUCUUAUCACCUAUCAUUGAUGCUAUGUACAUAGCAUUGCCAAUUGGUGUAUCGAUAUCAGACAAAAGGCGGUCUGGAGAAGUUAGAAUCUCUGUUUCAUAAGGGAACGUGGUCUCCAUCAAUUAUAUAUGACCAAUUCAAGAUUGAACGGUUGUAGCUAGUAAGGGGGGAACACCAUGAAAGAAAUAAAGUAUUUUGGGAAAUGUUAUUCAUGAAGUUAAUGCAGAACGAUGUGCAGAUAAAGAUCAUUCCAAGUUAUAGCCAAAUUUGAACGCCUAGGAGUAUCGUUAGUUUCUGAUGAUUUUUUCUCUUUCAACAAAUAUUAUCAUGUUUCCACUAUCGUACUUGAUAAUAUUUGAUUUAAUUUGUGAAUGCAUCACUAGCCAAUUAACUUGUUAGUAUCACAAGGCUGGAGGAGGUUCUUAGUCCUACCUGCAAUGAACCGGGACCAGAAUUUGGCUGAUACAAAGAACAAGACCCCAAUCUAACCCAAGGGGAUUUCAAUCGGGUGUGUGUUACAUCCCGGUUGACCAUGUCUGCACUAAAAUCGAACCUGACUGCCAGGAUUCACUUGACCGGUGAAAACUUCUAAUCAAACACCUAUUGGAUAUUUAAGAAUGAAAGCUGACAAUUAUAUUUGAAGUAAGACAAGAUGACAUUCUGAACUUUCUGCAAUUCAUACAUUGUAGGGAAAUACAAUUUGGAUGUCAUUAUCAUGUAAACUCUUACGAACUUUUCUUAUACUUCUUGCUGUGGUUUUAUUUACUGGUGUGCACAAUGUUGAUUGAAGGACAUUUCAGGUAUGCUUAUUCACAAAUCCUGUCUGGCUGGUGAAAACAAGACUGCAACUUCAGACCCCUGUUCAUCAAAGUCGACCAUAUUCUGGAUUCUAUGGUUAGUUACCUAAAUUAAAUAUUAUUAACUAUAAAGCAAAACCUGUGUUUUCAGACCCGUUUUAGCUACUGGCUUUGGAUGAAGACGACAGUCGGUUUGUAGUUGUGUUAGUUAUCCUAUCCAUAUGCAGUUUCUGGGGUACCUGAUGCAGAUUAAAAUAUAUGAUUUCAGAUAUCAUCUUGGUAGAUAUUUGAAGAUUCAACUGCUAGUGGAAAUUUGUCUACUGCUUAUUGCCAAAAUGUUUACAAAUUUCCAUUGUUACAGUGCCGUUAACAUAUUUCAUCCGAAUUGUUUUCUUAAGUUCAUAACGCAUGCAGUUGACCUUUUCCUUUAAUGUGUUCUUUUUUUUUACUUUCAGAUGCUUUGAGAACUAUUCAGAAAGAGGAAGGAUUCCGGGGACUUUACAAAGGAAUUGGGCCUGCACUUUUGCUGGUGAGGAUCACUGAUAAUUUACCAUGUUUCAUCCUCUGUGGGCUGUUGAUGUAUUUGUCAAUUGUCUCCUCUGAAUUCUUAGGGAUGAUAUUCAUGGGUGUUGCCUAUUCCCUUCCUACCAUGGUGCCAUCAUUUAAGUCGUAUCAAACAAUAAGGCAUGUUGUUGACAGUCAAAGUUUCAUCUAUGUUUCUAUCCAACUAUGAUUUUGUGUUAUAAUAUUCUUGAUGUUAAAUUCGAGAUCAGGAAUUCGAAUGUACUUUUUCCGGGGCCAUUCAUAAACCUCUGCUAUUCUCGAAAACAUAAAGUUUGAUGGAUUUAUCUUUUCCCCUCCAAUCUAUGUACAAUUAUUCGACAUGUUCCUUACAAUCCCUCUGUAUUUCCAGUGAUCUUCAUUUAAUCCUCACUUCUUUGGUAAAUUAGAAGACCAUCAAUUCUAUAAUCUGGGUAUGAAUCAUUGAUAUCUACAGAAUCUUACGUUGUGCUGUCUAAUCAACAUGAGUGUGGAAAGUGUGAUGGAGAUGACAUAUUCGCGUUUAGUUUUGUCAGCUCGCUAGCUGUUAGGAAAACCCUACCUUGUCGUCGAUGGCCUGACUCUAGAGACAACAGCUCCAGACAUUUGGUGACAUUCGUAGUUUUUGUCAAUCUAACUACCAUGCUAAUUACCAGAAAACUGUCAUAACAAGAGUUUCUCUUCAGGUUCAUGGCUCUGUGUUGAUUGUGGAUAUAUUAUCGACUAUAAGAAAUGAUAUGCGAGCAUUCAUGGACUUCCUUUGAGUUUUAGUUAUUUUCUUCUGAGUUUGUAGAUUGUAGCAUGACAAGGAGACAUAAUUUCUUGCAUAAACAUUUUCUGAAUAUGCUGUAAGUUAAACCCAUCUUUCUUUCAGUGUUCAGUUUUCUCAUUGGUUUAUUUUACUGGAGGAAUGAGAAAGUAGCCUUUUUUUGUGACCGAAUGAUGCUUGAGACAGUGAUAUUUACUAUGAUGGGCUUUCUUAGAGAUUGCAUCAAUUCAUGCUAUCGACAGAAGUGAAUGAAAAACUGCUGAAGAAUUAAUUUAAUUGAAUUGAAUUUUAAUUUUUUCUUAUUUCUGGUUAGAUAUCAAUAUAACUCUUUUCAUGCUUUAAAAUCAUGGGCUAUUACUAUGCGUUCCAUUGUUGAUCAGUAUGUUAUCUGUUUCCAAUUGUCUGUCUCAGGUUUCUCACGGUGCCAUUCACUUUACUGUGUAUGAGGAGCUCCGUAAAAUCUCCAUCCACUUUAAGAGUCAUAAGGAGAGGAUGAGUCAACAUGGUGAUGAAUUGCUGGUAUUGACUUUGCUAACAUGCUUAUCUUGUUCCUACCUUCAGUAAUGUUACUCUUGGUGUCUGUAAAAUUAGAGACCCUACUAUUUCUGUAUUUUCUACAGUGAAUAAAAAAAGAAAGAUUAAACCCUGGAAAUUUCACUUAUUUCUUUGCGUCUUUGAGUUGAACUCCACAUCUGCCGAUUCUGCUUGGAGUUUGAUGGGUGCUUUCGGUCUCAUUUUUUGAACUCCUUGGCUUCCCUAGGAAAAGAAAAGAAAAGAAGGAAAUGGUGAAAAUUAGCCGUUACUGUGAUGAGUCUGAACAAUGAUGGAUGGUUUUCUUUGUUUUAUCGUAGAAAUGUCCUUGACGCAUUUUUAUAGAAUAUCGCGGUCUAAUAUCUGACCGAUUUCUCCGAUUUGUAUCCUCCACUUGACUCUUUUCAUAUCAUUUAAUAUCUCCUACCCAUGAUAUUUGAUCUUAUGUGGUUUUUAGUAAUUUUUUCUCCGACCACUGACAAAAAAGCUCUUUCCCAUCUCAUGUCUACCUCUUCCAACGUCUCCUCUUCGUUGACUUCCAACGUCUCAUACUUUCUCUGUUGUUCCCUCCUGCGCAGAACUCAUUCGAUUAUGCUGUUCUCGGAGCUUCUUCAAAAGUCGCCGCUAUCAUGAUCACUUACCCAUAUCAGGUACCGCUAGAGUUUUGAAAGUGUCAUGACUGAUCUACAGAUCAUCUUAGGCAACCCCUGAUUUAUGUCAUUCUACCAUAAAUGACCUUCAAAUUAUUGGUGUUUCAGGUCAUUCGGUCACGCUUGCAGGUGGACAACCAACCCACCACCCACUUCUUCUCAUUAGCUUCCAUUUUUAGUCGAAAAAACCUGACCUUCUUUCAAAAUCCUGUGCAGCAAAGACCCAGACUCGACGGCUCUCCCAAGUAUUCAGGCAGCUGGCAUGUCCUGAAGGAAACCUUCAGGUGGGAUCAUCCAUCCCUUAAUUCUCAACCCAUGGGGAUUUUUUUAAUUAAAAAGUGGUCAUUAUGUAUGUCCAUAUAUAUAUAUAUGUAUGUAUGUAUGGCUUCUCCAUGAUUCCAGGUCGGGAUCCGGUCCAAUUUGGGAUGUUUGACCGGAUUAAGGAUCGGAUAUGUAUGGGUGAUGCAGGUUUGAGGGUGUUCGAGGAUUCUACAAGGGGAUCACAUCCACCCUGCUGAAGAACGCCCCCGCCGCCUCGAUAACGUUCGUUGUCUACGAGAAGACCCGGAGCCUGCUCGGCCUGGCCAGAAGUCAACGCUGA
This is a messenger RNA of Spirodela intermedia, 7736 nucleotides long. The record is from the annotation of a GenBank genome assembly. NCBI's taxonomy places the organism in Eukaryota, Viridiplantae, Streptophyta, Magnoliopsida, Alismatales, Araceae.